GGAAUCAUCCACUAUCAUUUUGGAACUGCUCAAAUACUUCUUCAUCUCUGAGCUUUUCAUUUGAUUUUCUCUUCUCUCUACCAGCUUUCGAAGUAUCUCACCUUCAGUCUCUCUUUCUUCAAAGAUCUGCUCUUAACCCAAUCUCUUGGCUGUGCCAUCUUUUACCUUCUUCUCACACAUCAAGAAUACAUUAGUAGGCCAGAUCCUCUGUAAAAAAUAAAAAUAAAGAUUUCGACAAUCAUACCUCAACGAAAAUGAAGUGCAACGCCGUCAUCCUCGCCAGCUUCGCGCUCGGCCAAUCUGUUAUGGCAACAAAUAUCUAUCGUCCUGGUGGCCAUUACCAAGUCCGAGCCUUCAAUGGAUCGGAGCCAACCUUCCCAUCUGGAACUGGACCUUCAUCUGGUUUCGCUCGCCCAACCGGAAAGCCAUCGAAGCCUUGCAAACCUAAGCCAUCUUCGGCAGUAGAAUCUUCAGUUGCACCAUCAUCUGUGGCAGCAUCAUCUGUGGCAGCAACUUCCGCCGCAGCAACAAGCUCCGAAGCCUCUGUCGUCACCUCCGCACCAGCAGUCAGUUCUGACCUUGCUACACCAAGCACUGCUUUGUACACAACCACCAUCACAAACCACCUUUCUGAGACUGUCGUUGUCACUGUGACUCCACAACCCGCAACCUCUAUUCCAGAAGCCUCCGCCUCUGCCUCUACCACUGCCGCUGUUGUACCAACAACCUUGAAGAGUGCCGAUGUAGAUACCUCCUCAACAUUUGUUGCUCCAUCCUCCUCUUCCAAGACCUCAGCCAACUCCCUUCCACCAUACCCAACAACUUUCUCAACCGGCGCUUCUUCAACUAUUGCUUCUACCGGCUUUGCUUCAGGAACCGGUGGUGCUGCCUACCCAACCGGCAGCGCUAUCGCUGCCUACUACCAAUGUGGAGGUAUUAACUACGUCGGAUCCACCACCUGUGUGGAGGGUACCCACUGCCAGGUCCAGAACCCAUACUACUCUCAAUGUAUCUACUACCAGUCUUAAGUGUGCGGAUUAGAAGGGAGAUUUCGUGGGUGAGAUAUUUGGAUGCCAUAGAGUUUGAUUCAUCUUGAUGGAUGACAGUGUAGAGGUUCACUUCUUGUUCUAUCUUUAGAUAGCCCUUUUUUACAAAUACAAAUGACUUUUUACCAUUCUCA
Botrytis cinerea B05.10 is the source of this 1180-nucleotide messenger RNA. RefSeq lists its product as hypothetical. The transcript is spliced from 2 exons. The coding region runs from base 255 to 1028 and encodes 257 amino acids. The record is from RefSeq and is a predicted model, not a curated record. Gene Ontology annotation, biological process: carbohydrate metabolic process. NCBI's taxonomy places the organism in Eukaryota, Fungi, Ascomycota, Leotiomycetes, Helotiales, Sclerotiniaceae. Gene Ontology annotation, cellular component: extracellular region. Gene Ontology annotation, molecular function: cellulose binding.